This is a messenger RNA of Etheostoma cragini (Arkansas darter), 1956 nucleotides long. RefSeq names its product empty spiracles homeobox 2 (gene emx2). The transcript has 3 exons. Gene Ontology annotation, molecular function: DNA-binding transcription factor activity, RNA polymerase II-specific; DNA binding. Lineage: Eukaryota; Metazoa; Chordata; Actinopteri; Perciformes; Percidae. Bases 401 to 1141 code for a protein of 246 amino acids. Gene Ontology annotation, biological process: regulation of DNA-templated transcription; central nervous system development; neuron differentiation. The record is from RefSeq and is a predicted model, not a curated record.
CGUGUUGCGCGUUCGAGUCCGCCUCUCCGCGCCCCUGCUUCCCAUUGACGCACUUUUUAAGCGUCUUCCCCUUCUCCACCUUAAGGCGAGCAGCAGCAGCGACCAAUCACCAUGCCAUUACAGCCUUCAGAGGAAGCUGUUUAUGGGACUGCAGCGCUAAUUAGGCUCAUGAACUAACAAAUCUGCCUGCACGAACCCGGCGAGGAAAACGAUCACAUCCAUGGAUUAGUCUGGGAGUAGCCGAGCACUUUUUAUUUGGGCUUUCUCGACACUGCCGCCUUGUCCCAACUUAUUUACUGCGCAGAAACUUUCCCCCUCUUUUCUUGGUUGUGGAGUAUUUUUUAAGCGAGAGCACCAACGACAACUUGAACUUAAACUGGGGAACCUGGACUAUCAGACCAUGUUUCAACCUACACCCAAGAGGUGUUUUACUAUAGAGUCUUUGGUGGCGAAGGAUAAUCCUGUACCGGUGUCCCGCACAGAGGAGCCCAUCAGGCCAGCGGCUCUCAGCUAUGCAAACUCCGGCCAGAUCAACCCCUUCCUCAACGGCUUUCACUCUGGCGGCAGGGGCGUCUACUCGAACCCGGACUUGGUGUUCGCAGAGGCGGUCUCUCAUCAGCAAAACUCCGCUGUCCCGGUGCAUUCGGUGGCCCCGCCGCACGCUCUGGCUCACCCGCUUUCAUCCUCACACAGUCCGCACCCUCUUUUUGCCAGCCAGCAAAGGGACCCGUCUACUUUCUACCCCUGGUUAUUACACAGAUAUAGGUACUUGGGUCACAGAUUUCAAGGUAACGAAACGAGUCCAGAGAGCUUCCUUUUGCACAACGCGCUGGCCAGAAAGCCCAAAAGAAUCCGGACAGCGUUUUCACCCUCGCAACUCCUGCGGCUCGAGCACGCGUUCGAGAAAAACCAUUACGUGGUGGGAGCAGAAAGAAAGCAGCUCGCCCACAGCCUUAGCCUCACAGAAACUCAGGUAAAAGUGUGGUUUCAGAACCGGAGGACGAAGUUCAAGCGGCAGAAGUUGGAGGAGGAGGGCUCGGAGUCUCAGCAGAAGAAGAAAGGAUCGCAUCAUAUAAACCGGUGGAGAAUGGCGACGAAACAGGGGAGCCCGGAGGAGAUCGAUGUCACUUCGGACGAUUAGAAAUCCAACAGACUUGUUCCUAGCGCCAGAGUGAAGGAGACCAUGGAUACAGGAGGCCUGGAGAGACAGUGAGGGGUAAAAAGCCAAUGUCACAUUUCUGAUCUCCGGAGAUCGGCAGCUGAGGGUGAGAGAAACCCGACUGGUGGCACGGCUGUCACCGCGUGGGUCUGUCAGUCCACUCACCUGAACCCUUCCACGCACCAACCACCACCACUACAAUCUCCCAUCUACCACCUCGUUUUUUUCUCCAAUUCAUAUUGGACGUUUGCACUUCAGAAGGUUUUUUUUUUUUUUUAAACAAACGAAAACGUUUCCACGUCAAGAUACCAAAACACCAAACUGCUUUUGUAAAACUUGAAUUGCAUGGUAUAGUUUUUUUCCCCUGCUAGUUGUUUUAAUUUGACAAGUUUUACUCCAAAAAAAAUAUCCAUUUCGUUUUUAACUCUAUUUUCAAACAGAGAUGUCGUGCUUCUUCCUUUUUACAAAGUGUGCAGUCUUUAAUUAAUGAUUCUCGUGUAAAAGUGAUUGUGAAAACAUAUGAAGUAGCGGUGCUGCGUUAUAGUGUAUUUUUUCUUUCAAUUUUUUUUUAAGAAAAUAGAACAAAAAAAAUGAUUUCGAUUUACAAAAAAACCCCUUUCUAAUCAGUAAAUCCGAGCGUAAAGGGAAGGUAUCAGGACAUCCCUUUAACCUAAAGCUUUUACCAAUGUGUCGCUGUGGCCCCACGCAGCCUGCUAUCAGGACCCCCCCCCCCCCCCCCAGAGAAAGUUGCCACCAAGGAUUAAAUGCAAGCAUUGAGAGUAAAAAAAAAAGAAGAA